UCCCGCCCCUGGGGCGCAGCCAGCCUCUACGAUUAUGCCACCCGUGCUCAAAACAAAGUUUACAAAGUUGUUUCCACCUUUCUGCGGUCUGACUUAGACCCUGAGGCGCGGGCGGAGAACCACGCAGAGCUCGUAUUGCACCUCCGCCUGGGCGCCUGCAGGAAGCGGCAAGAGGUCAGAGUUUGUGAGUAAAUGGGACAGCAGCAUCCCAAAAUAUUCUUGCGCAGAGAUUGUGACAAUGGACAGAAUACAAGGAGACUGUGCCAGUCCUGUGCCACUGGGAGAUGUGGAGAGCAGCAAGACUGGAGAACAAGACCCAGGACUAGCUGUGUUGGAAAAAGCACAAGAGUUCUUUCAGAUUUGUGAUCGGGAAGGCAAAGGCUUCAUCACUCGUCAAGACAUGCAGAGACUAUAUCCUGAGUUACCCCUUAGCCUGGAAGAGCUUGAAAAAGUUUUUGUUACAUUGGAUGCUGAUGGCAAUGGCUCACUUACCCCAAAGGAGUUCACCACAGGAUUCAGCCAGUUUCUUUUGGGGCAGAUGGCUUUGAAUAAUGAGAUGAUGCAGCAAUCGGAAAGUGAAACAGCCUGCCCAGUGAAGUGCAAACAGACUAUGAGUGAUGAUGAGGAUGAAGAAUUCCAGUUCUCAAAUCUGAUGGAUCGGCUUGGGACUAAAAAGGUUUUGGAUGAUGAGAGUGAUGUGAAACAACUUUGGUUGCAGCUGAGAAAAGAUGAACCUCAUUUACUUUCCAAUUUUGAAGAGUUUCUGGUCAGAAUUUUUUCCCAGCUCCAAGAAGCAGAUAAUGAAAAGAACGAGUUGGAAUGCGCUCUAAAAAAAAAAAUUGCUGCUUAUGAUGAAGAAAUUCAACAUCUCUAUGAGGAAAUGGAACAGCAAAUCAAAAAGGAGAAAGAGCAGUUUCUCUUGAAAGACACAGAGAGAUUUCAGUCCUACAGUAAAGAGCUGGAGUGCAAGCUCCUGUCAAAAGAACAAGAACUGGAACAAUUGCUUCAAAAACAGAAAAAGUUAGAGCAGCAAUGUACAGAACUUCUCAGUGGCAAAGAAGAAACGAAAGUAGAGAACACCAAGCUAAAGCUGACUAACCAAGAGCUGCUGAAAGACUUGGAGAGAACAUCUCAUGAACUAAGCGUGGCUCAACAACAGUUACAGGUGCUUCAGGAGGAGGCAUCAAGACUACAUGAGGAGAAGGAAAUGGAGGUGUACCAAGUGACAGAAACCUUACAGAGAGAGAAGUCAGGACUUCUGAAGCAGCUGGACUUCUUAAGGGAGAGGAACAAACAUCUCAAAGAUGAACGUGACAUAUUUUUGCAGAAAUGCAAAACAAGUGUUCCAAAAACCAUCUGGAAGCAAAGAUCGGGGUCUGUCAUUGGGAAAUACAUGGAGGGCAAGAUCCUGCCUAGCAGCCAUUCAUUUGAAGAAGAUGAUGUUUUCAGUAACUCAAAGAGAAGGAAUUCUGCUGGACUGAAUGGAAUUCUCUCUGUAGAGCCUGAUGCUGGAGCUUCUGGAGGAAUGUCUAAAGCAUCACGUCUCCAAAGAAUAAUAUCAAUUGAGGAAGAUCACCUUCCCCAGCUUCUUGAUAGACUGGUUGUUAAGCAACAGAACAGAUGGAUUGGAGAAGAUGAAAAUACUUCUGAGAUGGAAAAGGAUAAGGAAAACACAGAACAAUCAAUUGAACACUCACCAUCAUCUUCUAGAGAGCAGCCUGUAGGGCUGUCAAAUGAGGAGAGAAUAAACUCUGCCCCAGACCGCUUAUUCAAGAUUAUUUUUGUGGGCAAUUCCAGUGUUGGAAAGACUUCAUUCUUAAGGCGAUUUUGCGAAGAUCGUUUUUUCCCAGGCACAGCUGCCACUGUAGGUGUGGAUUACAAUGUGAAAACCAUCACAGUAGAUAAUACCCAGGUGGCCUUGCAACUCUGGGAUACUGCUGGCCAGGAACGGUACCGAAGCAUUACCAAGCAGUUUUUCAGAAAAGCUGAUGGCAUCAUUGUGAUGUAUGAUAUAACAGCAAAAGACACAUUCACAGCUGUCAAGCAGUGGCUGAUAAGCAUUGAGGAGACAACUGGGGAAAAUGUACCUGUGCUGUUGUUGGGUAAUAAAAUUGAUAAUGAAAAGGAACGUGAGGUCCCUAUGGGAAUGGGAGAACAUCUUGCUAAGGAUUACAAUUUGAUUUUCUAUGAAUGCAGUGCAUAUUCUGGGUACAACACUCAAAAGUCUGUGCUUCAUUUAGCUAGGAUUUUGAAGGAACAAGAAGACAAAGUGAAAGAGAAAACCGUUGAACUUCAAUCUGAUAUAAAUAAAAAGUCUUGCUGUAUCAGGCCAUAAAACGCUGGGGCAUGUUUAGACAGAAGUCAUAUGACACUAUAUGGCAGCAUCAGAUUUGCUUUGCUUUCUGAAUAUUUCUUCUGUCUUCUGAGUGUGGGUGUAAGUAAAACUUAAAUUCAUGUAUGCUCUGAUCUUCACUUUUACAAAUACUGUUUUUAGUUAAUUGUCAAUGCAUUUGGGGCAGUUACAGUCUUUUAUUAAAUUUUAUGCCUGACACCACUGAAUCCUGCUUUGUCUUCAGGCUUGUAGAAGCUGCCACAUUAUUAAUAACAAGAAAUAAUUUUAUAUGAAGAAAACUACUUGGAAUGUGAAGUAAAUUCUUACUGCUGUGGAUGACCUUUGUUCUGAAUAUUUCUGUUUAUUUCAGUGCUCUUUAGAUCCUGAUUUUGUGCUGACCUUUGUUACAACUUUUUAAAAAUUGAAAUAGGUAUCUGGUUGGUUGUUUAAAAGCAACACACCAGCAUUUGCAAAGUAUAAGGUGAUAUUUGAAAUCUUAGUGUGAAAUAUACAUGAAUAAAGGAUUGAAGAACGAUGAAGAUUUUCAUAGUAGCAUUAACUCAUUUAUAUCACGCAUUGUUGCAUAUAGGUUCUUGAUAAGAAAUCCUUCCUCCCAAUUAGAUGUAAUGAAUUAGAUAUGCUUAGGCAGGUCACUGUGAUACCACACAGGCUUGCCUGAGCUAUUACCAAGUAAGCUGGCAUGUUUCUGUGGUGAGCUGAUGCUAUGCAAAUAUCUAGCUUAGUUUUCAGAAACAGUAAAGACACUCU
Molecule: messenger RNA, 3100 nt
Organism: Apus apus (common swift)
Lineage: Eukaryota; Metazoa; Chordata; Aves; Apodiformes; Apodidae
Gene: CRACR2A
Product: calcium release activated channel regulator 2A
Exons: 18
Coding region: 239-2335 (698 amino acids)
Molecular function (GO): calcium ion binding; GTPase activity; GTP binding
Source: RefSeq, a predicted model, not a curated record